Molecule: messenger RNA, 1367 nt
Organism: Phaeodactylum tricornutum CCAP 1055/1
Lineage: Eukaryota; Bacillariophyta; Bacillariophyceae; Surirellales; Neidiaceae
Exons: 1
Biological process (GO): transcription elongation by RNA polymerase II; positive regulation of transcription elongation by RNA polymerase II
Cellular component (GO): Cdc73/Paf1 complex; nucleus
Molecular function (GO): RNA polymerase II C-terminal domain phosphoserine binding
Source: RefSeq, a predicted model, not a curated record
CUGAAAGUCUAGUCCAGUCUGUUGCAGUGUAGUGUAAUAGAAACGGGAUCAUGUCCACGAAAGAGCUGUUUGGGGAUUCUUCAUCGGACGACGAUGACGACGUCGCCGACAACGCCAAUCCGCCCCAGGCGGCCCCGCCCGUGUCCGAGAGGGCAACGUCCCCCCGGCUGUCGACCCCGACCCACACCACCGACGCCCACAAUGCGCUCGACGACAGUGACAAUGACGAAGGGGACGUUGAAUUCGACGAUCGAGGCACCGUGGUGGGCUUGUCUUCCACUACGAUUGCGGGAGACCAAAUCAACACUCCGACCCGGAACACUACCGAUCCAGACCAAGCCGGGACGCAGGCCAGAGACAACGACGAGGACGCUCCGACCGAUGCCGGACCCCGCAUUGCGGCCUCCCAACUCUACUUGCAGCAAGAACCCAAAAUAUCGGAAAAUAUUGCCUUGCACAUGACCAAAUUACCCAAUUUGGUGGGCAUACAAACCCAGGCCUUCGACCCCGACACGUACCAUCCCGCCAUGGAAGAGGACGAUUUCGGACAAUCCGUCUACAAUCUCGUGCGCUGGCGCUACCGAAAGGACGAUACCGGAAACUACGUACGGGACGAACAAGAUCGCUUGCUGCGCGAAUCGAAUAGUCGACUGGUGCAGUGGGAAGACGGAUCCUACACGCUACACAUUGGCAACGAAGCGUUCGAAAUUGAUGCCUUGAAAACCGCAGCCAACGGCUUUCCCGGACUCAACGGCUUCAUCUACCGGACACAAAAGGCCGUCCUCAAGACGGCUGACGAUAACGAACGUGCCGCUGGGACUGUUCUGGAAUGCGUCGGUGCGGUCGCCACUCGGAUGACCAUUCGGCCGAGUUCACUCCAAUCCGAAGCACACAAGUCCCUCACCGUGGGCAUUCGCCAAAAAACCAUGAAGAAGGCACGCAUUGCCGAAUACGUCACCCAGGAAGAUCCCGAAAAGGCGAAACAAGACCGUAUCAAGGUCAAGCAAGACUUGGAAAAGGUGUCAGCGCGCAAGCGUUCCGGGUAUAGUCAGGCCGGAGGACGAACUGCUCGACCCCGCAUGUCGCGGUCGUAUUUGGAGGAAGAAGAGGACGGCGAUUACGAUACCUUUAAUAUUAAAGACACCAAACGGCGCAUACGGGAUGCGGAUGAAGAAUUGAAGGAAUACGGUGACGAUGACGACAGCAGCAGUGAAGAUGAUGAGUACGACCAGACGUUCAGCAAACGAUCCAACAUGCGGGGGGCCUCCACGGCAGCAGCAACCGCACAGCCGAAAAAGGAAAGUGACGAAGAGAUUGUUGUAGACGACGAGGAGGAAGAUGACGACGAAGACAUGGAUUCUCCGCUU